Podospora pseudopauciseta is the source of this 600-nucleotide messenger RNA. RefSeq lists its product as uncharacterized. The coding region runs from base 1 to 519 and encodes 172 amino acids. NCBI's taxonomy places the organism in Eukaryota, Fungi, Ascomycota, Sordariomycetes, Sordariales, Podosporaceae. The transcript has 4 exons. Gene Ontology annotation, molecular function: transcription corepressor activity. The record is from RefSeq and is a predicted model, not a curated record.
AUGCAAAGUGAUGCUUUAAUGGACGAUGAUGUCUUUGUAAUGAUAUCGCGGGUGAGGCAGCUGCUGCAAGGGUACCUUCAAGCUUGGCAUCGAACAGCGCGCGGCCCUCUGACUACCACAGUGUCGCUACUGGGCUGUGCACCGUGCUAUCAAAUACUACCCCCCCCACCCGUUGAACCAGCUGCUCAUGAUCAAAAACACAUUGACAGCAACCUCUUCCGCACUGUACAAUCAUCCAGGAACUGCUUCAGUCUCCGCAUGCAAAAGUACCGGACAAAAAUAAGUAUGGCUUCCAAGAACGAGUCCAACGCCAACAACACGAGUCCAACAAAUGCCUCUGGCGACAACGCCCAUGCUGAGCUCACGGUCCAACUCGAAGACCUUCUGAACACCCUCUCGAACAAAUUUGCUGGCGUUUCUAGUGAAAUCUUUGCAAAAAUGGACGAGAUGUCGCGUCGCCUGGACAACCUUGAAGCACAGCUAGCAGCCAACAAGGACAAGAAGUCAAGCUCCGGCUGAAAUCAUGCGUGGCCAGAGCAUCGGUAAUUACGAGCAGGAGUUCAUGGAGUUUUCAGGGGUCGUGUUUUGUUUGUUAAACCU